Molecule: messenger RNA, 2383 nt
Organism: Bufo gargarizans (Asiatic toad)
Lineage: Eukaryota; Metazoa; Chordata; Amphibia; Anura; Bufonidae
Gene: SLC9D1
Product: transmembrane and coiled-coil domains 3
Exons: 11
Coding region: 1-1452 (483 amino acids)
Biological process (GO): proton transmembrane transport; potassium ion transmembrane transport
Cellular component (GO): membrane
Molecular function (GO): potassium:proton antiporter activity
Source: RefSeq, a predicted model, not a curated record
AUGUACAAGUUUGUCGGUGGAACGAGAAAAUAUGGAAACGUUCAAGGGGUACGUGGUGUAAACGUGGAGGCUGUCCUGCGAGUAGAGGAAGAUGAAGUAAAGAGGAAUACAUCCCAGCACCAAGUAGAGGACGACUUGGGACUCAGUAUGUUGAUUGACUCUCAAAAUAACCAGUACAUUUUGACCAAACCCAGGGAUUCUACCAUACCUCGCGCUGACCACCAUUUUAUCAAGGACAUUGUGACCAUAGUAAUGGUGUCCCUGCCUUGUGGAUGGGCAUGUACGAUGAUCGGGCUACCAACAAUGUUUGGCUAUAUCAUCUGUGGCGUUCUUCUAGGGCCAUCAGGAUUAAACAGUAUAAAGUCUAUUGUCCAGGUGGAAACUCUAGGAGAGUUUGGAGUCUUCUUCACACUUUUUCUUGUUGGAUUGGAAUUUUCUCCAGAAAAAUUGCAAAAGGUAUGGAAAAUUGCAGUGCAAGGACCAUGUUUCAUGACUGUUUUAAUGAUUGCAUUUGGUUUACUGUGGGGGCAUUUCCUGCAAAUCAGACCUGCGCAGAGUGUCUUCAUUUCAACAUGCUUAUCCUUGUCUAGCACCCCCUUGGUAUCCAGGUUCCUUGUAGGCAGCUCUCGAGGAGAUAAAGAUGGAGACAUUGAUUAUAGUAGUGUGCUGCUGGGUAUGCUUGUGAUGCAGGAUGUCCAGCUUAGUCUUUUCAUAGCUGCUAUGCCGACUCUCAUUCAAGCUGGAGGAAACACUUACUCCAGUGUUGUCUUGGAGAUUUUCCGGAUAUUGGCGCUGAUCGGCCAAAUUGUCUUCUCUCUGGUUGCGGUCUUUCUCAUCUGUCUUGUUAUGAAGACCUAUCUCAUCGGGCCAUAUUAUCGAAAACUACAUAAUGAAAGCAAAGGAAAUAAAGAAAUUCUAGUCAUGGGAAUCUCUGCUUUCGUUUUUCUUAUGCUGACGCUAACAGAACUACUGGAUGUGUCCAUGGAAUUGGGCUGUUUCCUAGCUGGCGCUCUCAUUUCUUCUCAAGGACACAUGGUUACCGAGGAAAUUAUGUCGUGCAUUGAGCCUAUACGAGAUUUCCUGGCUAUUAUUUUCUUUGCUUCUAUAGGACUUCAUGUAUUUCCAUCAUUUGUCAUUUAUGAGCUCACCAUUCUUCUAUCCUUGACAUUGACAUUGGUGAUAAUGAAGUUUGUUUUGGCAGUGCUUGUACUGUCUUUGAUUCUACCAAAAAGCAGUCAGUACAUUAAGUGGAUCGUGUCUGCAGGGCUGGCUCAAGUCAGUGAGUUCUCAUUUGUUUUAGGCAGCAGAGCCCGCCGGUCGGGGAUCAUUUCACGAGAGGUCUACCUCCUUAUCCUCAGUGUGACAACCCUAAGCCUUCUCCUAGCACCUGCCCUGUGGAGAGUAGCUAUUACCAAAUGUGUUCCAAGACCAGAUAAACGGCUGAACACUUGAUCUCCUCCAGACUAUGAACAUCACCAGUGUUUCUUACACCAUGUAUGCACAGAAAACUAUGUAGCCCUUUGCUACAAGGACGCUUUUAGAAGGUAAAGCUGGUUUGGGUCAUGCUUUGGUAUUACUGGACUCCUCACCAUCUUGGUCAUGGUCCAUCAUACCUAAUCUUUACAGCAACGUCCUGGAGAUAGCCUUGAAUAUUUCUCCUCUAUGUGCCUUUUAAUCUAAAUCUUGUUUUAUUUUUAAGCAUCAUAUUGAAGUAUUUUUAUUGCACUACUUUGUGCUGUUUGCUAGGAUUGUUGGAUCAAGGUGCAGGUAGAUGGAAAAUCUCCAUAACAGAAUGGCUUAUGGUAGAGGCCUGCAGCAACUCAUGCGUCAUUGCACUUGUACUGAAAGUUAAGCUUCUGGUCAAAGUAUUGUUAAGACUCAUAUUACUUCUCUAUUUCAGUAAGACACUGUCCUCUGCAAUAAUCUAAUGCCAACACGUUUGCAGGUUCUACUGUAUCAAGGAAAUCUUUUUAUGAAGGAGGGGCUGUAUACUGGCUCUAUCCCUGACUGUUGUUUUUGUAUGAACUUUUUGUUUUCCUUUUGUGUAAAAUGUUAAGGACAUUAUGGAGGAGUUUUAUCAAAGCUUGUUCAAAGGUAGCAACCAAAAUCCACCUUUAAUUUUCCAGAGAUCCUUUGGAAAAUGAAAGACUACAUCUGAUUGGUAGCUAUGGGCAACUAAGUCAGUUUUCCUUUGCAGCAGUUUUGAUAAAUCUUCCCCAUUACGUCUUCAGGGAAGGUUCAAGAAUGGCUUUAUUUAAUCGAAGAUGGGUACGACAUAUUCCAGAUAUUUGAGCACACAACACUAAUAAUUGCAGGAAUGGAAUGUGUUUUUUUUUUUUUUUAAACCUUUUAUGUGGAAAUUACCAGACACCAGAAAGAAAAA